AUGGGGCUGCGGGCCUGGCUGCGAUCGCUCGGCUGCUGCGGCUGCUGCGGCGGGGAGGCGGCGGCGCCCGAGAAGGAGCCCCUGCUCAGUAACAACAACCCCUACGCGUCCUUCGGGGCCACGCUGGCGCGGGAUGAGGAGCAGAACCUGUGGAGCACCCCCCACGACGUGACCCACACCGAGGCCGACGACGACCGCGUGCUCUACAACAUGAUCGUGGUCAGGAACCAGCUGGACAAGGACUCGGAGGAGUGGCAGAAGCUCAACUAUGACAUUUAUACUUUACGGCAGACCCGGAAAGAAGUGAGGAGCAGGUGGAAACACAUUUUGGAGGAUUUAGGUUUCCAGAAGGAAGCAGAUUCCCUCUUGUCAGUGACCAAACUCAGCAUCAUCAGCGACUCUCAGAACAUGAGCAAAGCCAGGGACAUCUUGUUGAAGCUCUCAGAAGAGACCAACAUCUUCCCCACCAGCUGGGAACUUUCUGAGCGCUACCUCUUCGUGGUGGACCGCCUCAUCGCCCUGGACGCUGCUGACGAGUUCUUCAGGAUGGCCAGCGCGGUGUACCCCAAGCGGAGCGUCCCCGCCGUGCCCUGAGGGACGUGCCUCGGCGUGUGACACAGCUGGCACUCCCAGACGGGCUGCUGUGCCCGGGGACAGCAGGGGAGUGCCCUCCUGGUGGCCCUGUGGAGAAGCGAGUGGGUGCAGCAGGGCGAGCUGUGCCCGCGGAAAGGGACCCAGGGGCACCACGAGUGACAAGUGCCCCAGAGCAGCCCUGGUGGGACAGCACUGGCCAGCAGUGGAUGCUGGAGGCACGGGGAGGAUCUGCCAUGUGAGGCGUUGCUGCCAGGAGCUGCAGGUGCCUCUGGUGCCAAGGGCUGUGAGGAAAUCCACCUUUCCACCUGGCUGGUACCUGCCACUGUCCCCUCCCAGCGAGACAGGAAAAGCACCUCUGUGUCUGCAGCUCCAUGACUCUGUGCACUGGUCCUCCUCCUCACCCCGGCCCCCCAGGGGAUUUGGGAAAGAGGCAGGAGCUGUGCCAGGACAGGAUUUAGUUCCAAGCAGCAAAACCUUGGAGCAGUGUCACGGUUGGGUGCUCCAUCCCCAGCCAUUAGUGGCUGAGGGAUGUCUUUGUCGGGGUGCUCAGCUUGACAUCUUAAAAGAAGGUAGAGUUUAGGAAGGUGCCAGCCAAGUUCAGAGCUGCUGAGAAUUUGGCUCCUGGAACAUUGGUUGCCCAGCAUCUCAACCUAUUUUGAAAAGUUUUGGUCUUAAUUGCCUAAAAACCCUCCACCACAAAGCUGCAUGUACUGGCAAUAUAAAAAUCCUCAUUACCAGCAGGGAUGGUGUAAUGAACGUCCUUUUUAUCUUGGGGUUUUGUCUGAUAAUGAGCAAUAAUUUUUUAAACACUGGAUUUGAUAAUUUAAAAACAAGUGGAAGUUCUUCACUGAUGAACACACAUGCUGCUAAUUGUCCAGUUGAAAAUGCUGGUUACAUGGGGCCUCCCAAAGUAGCAAACCAGAGCUUUUAUUUGUUUAUACCUACAACGUUUGAAAAAAAAUAUUUAUGAGCUGUUUUUGUUUGUCAGUCUUCCUGGGAAGCAUUUUUGUCAACUCAGAACAGCAGUGAAAGCUGAGUUUAAUAAAGAAAACAUUACAAAA
This is a messenger RNA of Passer montanus (Eurasian tree sparrow), 1655 nucleotides long. RefSeq names its product melanoregulin (gene MREG). The record is from RefSeq and is a predicted model, not a curated record. Bases 1 to 594 code for a protein of 197 amino acids. Gene Ontology annotation, biological process: melanocyte differentiation; melanosome transport. Gene Ontology annotation, cellular component: melanosome. Lineage: Eukaryota; Metazoa; Chordata; Aves; Passeriformes; Passeridae. The transcript has 5 exons.